AUGAUUCAAGCAGCUCCAUACAUCGCGCUUGGUGUAUUUCUUGCAAUAGAACUUGCCUUAGUUAUUAUCAGUUGCGUUCUUGAUAAAAAUGCUUACGCCUUAAUCAUUAUUGUACCGUUAUGUUUCGCAAUAAUUUGCCAGUUCCUUGCAGAUUCAUAUAGUGACGGAUAUCAUGAGGAAGGGCUUCUUACAGUUGAUACAAUCAAUUGGUUCUUCGGUGUUGCCUUUGCAGCAAGCAUUGGAAUUCCACUUAUGUUAUGGCACGAUAAACUCAUUAAGGAUAUAGGAUUAGGUUUAACCCUUGGUGCAGUUGUUAUUCAGCUCAUUUCAUACUGGGUUUUCAACUGCUUGAAGAAGAAAACUGAUGAGGAUGGAUUUUGA
Trichomonas vaginalis G3 is the source of this 381-nucleotide messenger RNA. RefSeq names its product vacuolar protein sorting 55 family. Gene Ontology annotation, cellular component: endosome. The transcript has a single exon. The record is from RefSeq and is a predicted model, not a curated record. NCBI's taxonomy places the organism in Eukaryota, Parabasalia, Trichomonadida, Trichomonadidae. Gene Ontology annotation, biological process: late endosome to vacuole transport via multivesicular body sorting pathway. Bases 1 to 381 code for a protein of 126 amino acids.